This is a messenger RNA of Uloborus diversus, 4158 nucleotides long. RefSeq lists its product as uncharacterized. Lineage: Eukaryota; Metazoa; Arthropoda; Arachnida; Araneae; Uloboridae. The record is from RefSeq and is a predicted model, not a curated record.
UGCCAGCCUCCUCAUUUACUCCCAGAAUGCCUAGCGCGUGGGACACAUUCGCCCGCCACUUUCUACUAUUCAGCACUUGGCGUUACGAAAACGAAACAUGGCGGUCGUUCCAACUGGAAACAUGGCGGUAGUUCCAACAGUUGUACAAACUAAUGUGGUAGUCGCCCAACAACAGUCAUACACACACGAUAUUGAAGAAUUAAGUGCUAUUGCUAUUCCAGUUCAACAAGACGAUUCCGGACAGCCGCCAUUAAAAAAGGGACGUGAAUCUACAGGGAAGUGGAAGGGAUAUGAUAGCAAGCGCGUUUUCAAGAAGGAAUGGGAAGACCGAUACGCAUGGGUAUCAGCUGUGCCCGAGGAUCCUACUCUUGCAUUUUGCAAAAUCUGUGGAAAAAAGAUAAGAGCUCACAAAGGUGACAUUGAAAAACAUCAAAAAACGAAAAGGCAUCUAAAGAAACAAACAACUUCAGACAUUUUAGCAGAUCUUAUUCCAAUAUCUUGUGGUGAUGGUGCUGAAGGUUAUGACGGACAAUAUUUAGAUGCUAGAAAUAAUGAAAAUCUAGAUGGCACAAAAAAUGACAUAGAAACCAAUGGUGAUGCAAGAGUUGUACCCCCGACUGCACAAGUAGCUGAUGGCCAACAACAGAUUAUAUAUUUCACAGAAUCAGCUGUUGAUUCAGCUCAUCAAGCAGCAAAUAAUGUAAUUGAUAAGUUGGUGGAAAAAUAUCAUCAAAGAAGAUUAGAUAAUUUAAAAAUAGAACAUGAAGCUAUUCUGCAGCUUUACAAAGACCAAUUAUUAUUGUCUCAACGAGAAACCCAAUCAAAAGUUGAUGCUGAUUCAGAAAAAGCCCAGUUUGAAAGGGAAGAACAUGAAGCUAGGUUGCGAUUCAUGCAGGAGGAACAUAAUGCAACAAUAAAAGCAAUUGAAGAAGAACAUACUGCUAAACUUAGGGCAAUCGAACAAGAACUAAUUUUUGCUCGCCAAGAGUAUGAGAAAAAAAUGAGAUUGCUAGAUGUACAACUUUCUUCUAUGAAAUAGUGUUCCCAUUUUUCAUUCAGUUGUAUGAGUUUUCAUAAAGAGGGGGAUCAUUUUUAAUGAUUUCGAUGGUCACCAAUAUUUGGUGGUGAAAAUUAACAGUCCUGUGUAAAUGACGCUAUUUCCCAUCACACGUGUGGAAAAAUAUCACUGGAGCUUAAAUUUAUUCUUCAUACUGUUAAAAAGUAUAUAAAGUUACUAAGUUUCUUUGGAAUUUUACAUUCUCAAAUUCUAGAAUUUUUAAGACUUUUUGUUCUUUCUCACCAUAAUAUGUUCUGUGUUUGUAUACAGUCUUCUAUUUUAGUUAUGUCUUCAUUUUUAGGUCCAUCUUCUCAUAUAUAGUCAAAAUUACUUGAAAUCCUUAAAAAUUUUAAACAAAUAGAGUAUUAGUAUUUUAUGGUUUAUGGAUAAAAUAUUAGCUACUAUUUUUAAUAGUAAUAAUUGAGUUUUGAAAUGAAUUUAUUCUGCUGUGAUAAAGCAGUUAACAUGUCAAAGGCUCCUUGUUUUGUAGUGCAAAUUUGAUUAAAAUCUUACAUAAUUGUAAAAUUCCCUUGCAAACUUUCUUUUUCAGACUAAAAAAUAUAAUAAACUUUAAAAUAUUAAAGGUUAUGCUUUAUUUAUCACAUGUUAUUUUUAAAUUUAGGCUGCUUGAAUUUGAAUAACAAAACUUUUUGAAUAACAAAGCUUCCCAUUAUGCCCUUCACAUUAUCCAAAAAUUUGUUUUCCCUUAGAACUAUCCACAAUUUUUAGCUCAAUAUGUGUGAAUUUUUUGAAAUUGCUAGCACUCUCAAAACGCUCUCAUACAUGGUAAGUCUUUAUAAAUUUGUUGAAUAAAAUUUUAAUUGCAAGUUAAAUUUCAUGAUAGCCAAUAAUUAUACCUGUUGCAAACUCGAGCUUUCGCCCGCUUUUAUCGGAAUCAAUCAGAACAUGAAGGCAAAUAUUUUCCCAAUGAUUACUUUAUUCCCUUUUCUCCUCUUUUUUCUGAUGCAUGAAAUAGGACUACUUUUGCUGUUAGGUAUCCCCAGUUUUUUUUGCAUUUCAUACAAUGUUUUUAGCAGAAUUGAUGUAUAUAUUUAUGAAAAGUAUAUUUACCAUAAAAAUUGUAUUGAAUUUGUAUUAUAUUUAAAACAAAGUCUGUUUCUUUUUAAGUAAAGUAAGCAUACUGCUAAUUUAUAAUUACUGUAAAGCUUAAAUUCACAUUAGUGAAUUGAAAGGGCAUAUUUUUUCCAACAAAUGCCCAGUUUGUUACUAACUGCACUUUUCUUUUGCAAAACCACUUUUUUUGUGCCAUUAAACUAUCUCAUAGUAUGAAGGAAAAGAAACUAUGACACAUUUAAGUUUAGUUUCAAAUUUACAAAAGAUGAAUGUGGCAUAUGUUGUGUUAUUUCCUUUAAAAUGCAAAAUUAUUGCAUAUUUUGAUGAAGAAAGAAUGUACAUUGAUUUGUAUUUUUAAAACUCAUUUUUUGUUUCAUUUCAGCACAUUAUUUUGUAUUCUAAAAAGUUCUCUAACUGUUUAUUAUUAUUUCUUUCAUUAGUGUCUGAGAUUUCAUCUUCACUCUCAUUGGUUUUCAUUGUGAAGAAAUUAAAAAAAAAUCUAGUUGCCAAUAGUGUGUAGUAAAUUGGCAUAAUUUUCUACAUUUGGCUUGACUGAUGCAGCUAAAAUUACUAUAGGAUAAUUCUCUCAUUACAUGGACUGUAAUUUCGAGAAAAUCUAGUACCAUAUAUUAGAGAUCAUGGUGAAAAUUUUAGCUGAAUCAAUCAAGCCAAAAGUUGUUUGUUUCUUGUUAAAGUGUAAUUUAAUGGAUGAAACAAUUGCAUUAUCAUGAUUUCUAAAGGUACUAGAACUCGUUUAAUGAGAGAAUUAUUCUACAUUUGUUUCAUCUGUUAAAAGUUCAUGGGAGGAAGAAUUCUCCUAUCAGUAAAAUAUUUAGUCAGAAAAGAAAAGUUAUGACUUUUUCAUUAUUCAGCAUUAUUAUAAUGCUGGUUUUUGUAUUAGCAUUUAAAAUGACUAGAUUUCAUUAACCUUUUAUAUUGAACGUCAAUUAUUUUUUUAAAACUGCAGCAAAAUAGUUGAUGUAUUUGCAUGUUUGUACAGUAACCUCUCGCUAUAUGGCUGAUUUGGAUAUAUAGUGCUUUUCCUUUGUUUAGUAUAAAAUUAAAGGUAAAAAAUCUUGGCUUUAAACUUGAAGCCAGAACUGUAAAAAUAUAAUUUUUCAUAUUUAGUCAAUAAAUAAAGAUCAUAGUUUCUUUCAAGUUUAAUUCACUGUGAUUGAACCAAGCACUGCAACAGGACUCAGUAACAGGAGUUCCUACCUUUUUCUGAUCUGGUCUCUAAAAGUCCAUCUUUUUCAUCUGUGCUGGAGAAAUCACAUGAUUUUCAAGAAAUUUCUAUUUUUUCAGGUCCUUUAAAAGUUCCUUAUGUUUCAGUUUUGGUCCCUGAAGUUCUCUUUUUCUUAAAUAAUUAAUGCUAAAAGCCCUGAACUGUAUUGCAGCUUUUGAUCUUUUUUAUAUUAGAAGAAUGUAGUUUUUAGAGUGCAUUGCUACGUUAAAAAAGCAAUUGAAAUACUAUCUUUCAAUUGUUUUUAUUAGGGCAGUCACUCUAAUACAAAAAAAAAAAAAAAAAAAAACUACAUUUAUUUAAGUGCACAUUGUACAUUAUUACUUGUACCUAACAUGACUCCAUUUUAAUGGUGGUGGUUGUUAUCGUGUUAUGGAUAUAUCCCUCUUUUUUGUUACCACCCAACAAGGACGAUAUAGGAGAGGCUACUGUAUUAUUUUAAUUUGAAAGCUUCUUAAAGCUCCAUAUGCUAUGGAGUUUUUCCUGUUCUUUUGAUCAAUUUUUUCUUCAGUCAAGUCUAGUUGUUGAUUAUUUAGUUUCCUUUCAUGUUCUGUUUAAAAGUUUCAUUGUACAUAACAUAUGACUAUGAACUAUAAGUAUUGUCAUAACCUUAUAGUUACUAAAUUGUUAUUUGUUGCAUUAUUCCCAAGCUAUUAAGAAGCUUCCAUUUGCAUUACAUUUAACUCAAAUUAAUAUUAUUGUAGGAAUGUAAUUUGCACGAAAAGAAUUUCUGUUAUGUAAUGCUCUGGUUUGGUGAAUAAAAGCAAUUAUUUUCAUGCAAAAC